AUGGCCGCGCUAUCCAAAUUCUCUCUCCCAGACGCAUCCCUCAAAUCCCUUCUCUCCUCCCUAACCACCCACUAUGUCAAACACCGCAAACUUAUCUCCCGGGGCGUCUACCUAACUCUCUUCCUCGCCCUCAUCAAGCGCAUCCACAACGCAAUCGCGGAACAAAAGGCGGCCUCCCAGCGCAUAGCAGAGAUCCGCGGACGACCUGGCACGAACAAGAUUAACGGAUCUGAUAAUGCCAAUGGCAGCGGCGGGGCAGCUAACGGCGCGGGGCCUAAAAAGGUAGAGCUGAAUUGGGAAUUUGUCAAGAAUCUGCUUCGUUUGUUGAAGAUUAUUAUCCCCGGGUCGAAGAGUAAGGAGCUGCGAUUGCUGAUUAGCCACUCGGUGUUUUUGGUGUUGCGCACGUUGUUGAGUGUGUAUGUUGCGGAGCUGGAUGGGAAGUUGGUUAGUAGUUUGGUGAGGGGGAAGGGGAGGGAGUUUUUGCUUAGCCUUACGUGGUGGAUGGCCGUGGCGGUUCCGGCGACGUUUACGAAUUCAAUGCUUUCCUAUCACCAAUGUCAACUGGCGCUUCAUUAUCGGAAACGGCUGACGGAAUAUGUGCAUGGCCACUACCUGUCGAACAUGUCGUUUUAUACCCUAUCCGCCCUAGAUGACCGUAUCAAAAAUCCAGAUCAACUUAUAACAGUCGACAUCUCACGAUUCUCAAACAGUUUGGCGGAGCUCUACUCGAACCUCGCCAAGCCUAUCCUUGACAUGGCUAUAUAUAAUUAUUCUUUGUCGAAGAGCGUGGGUGGCGAGGGCCUUUUCAUCAUGUCACUCCUUGUCCAAUUAUCCGCAAACGUGAUGCGCGUCCUCACGCCGCCCUUCGGAAAAUAUGUCGCUGAUGAAGCACGGCUGGAGGGCGAGUUCCGGUUCCAACAUACGAGACUCAUCGAUCACAGUGAAGAGAUCGCCUUAUACCGUGGCCAUGAGGCGGAGAAAAAUACGUUGGAUAAGGGUUAUUUCACACUGAUCAAACAUGUGAAUCGCAUCUUGCGGAGGAGGCUGUACUAUGGUUUCAUGGAGGACUUUGUGAUUAAGUACUUCUGGGGCGCGCUGGGGUUGAUUUUGUGUAGUGUCCCAGUUUUCUUUAAGCUUCCUGGACAGACCGCCGAGACGAUGGGGGAUAGAACGGAGAGCUUCGUUACAAAUAGGCGCAUGCUACUCUCUUCCUCCGAUGCCUUCGGACGGGUGAUGUUUUCUUACAAAGAAAUUUCACAACUGGCUGGCUAUACUGCCCGCGUAACAUCUCUGCUGGACGUCAUCGACGACGUCGCAGCAGGGCACUUCGAAAAGAAGCUCGUCUCAUCUGCUUCAACGGACGAGAACGUCGCCGUCCUCAGCGGCCGUGGCACCAUCACUGAAAGCGACUCCAUCGAAUUCGUCGAUGUCCCCAUCGUGUCUCCCAACGGGGACGUGCUGGUCCAGAAACUGUCCUUCACCGUCCACCCGGGCGAUCACCUCCUCAUCGUCGGCCCCAAUGGGUGUGGGAAGUCCUCCCUCUUCCGAAUCCUGGGCGGCCUAUGGCCUGUGUAUGGCGGGACUGUCAAAAAACCUUCCUUCGAAGACAUCUUUUACAUCCCGCAACGCCCCUACCUGUCCCGCGGCACGCUGAGACAGCAAGUCAUAUAUCCCGACGGCCUGCGCGAGAUGCGCGCUAAAGGGGUCACCGACGAAGACCUGUAUGAGAUCCUUAGCGUCGUGGAGAUCGCGUCUAUCGUCGAUCGACCGGGAGGGUGGGAUGCGGAGGAAGAGUGGCGUGAUGUCCUUUCCGGCGGUCUACAACAGCGAAUUGCCAUGGCGAGGCUCUUCUACCAUAAACCCAAAUACGCGAUUUUGGACGAGUGCACGUCCUCCGUGACGUUGGAGAUUGAGAAGGUGAUGUAUGAGACGGCGGAGAAGCUUGGGGUGACACUGAUGACUGUGUCGCAUCGGCGGAGUUUGUGGAAGUAUCAUAAGAAGAUCUUGCAGUUUGAUGGGCAGGGGAAUUGUAUUUUUUCCAGCUUGGAUUGGGAGAAGAGGCUGAGACUGGAGGACGAGAAGGAAGAAAUUGAUCUCCAGCUCCGUGCAGUGCCGGAGUUGGAGAAGAGGCUUUCCGAGCUUACAGCCUCGUGA
Blastomyces dermatitidis ER-3 is the source of this 2154-nucleotide messenger RNA. Its product is annotated as ATP-binding cassette, subfamily D (ALD), member 2. Gene Ontology annotation, biological process: peroxisome organization; very long-chain fatty acid catabolic process; long-chain fatty acid import into peroxisome. Gene Ontology annotation, cellular component: peroxisomal membrane. The record is from RefSeq and is a predicted model, not a curated record. The transcript is spliced from 4 exons. NCBI's taxonomy places the organism in Eukaryota, Fungi, Ascomycota, Eurotiomycetes, Onygenales, Ajellomycetaceae. Gene Ontology annotation, molecular function: ATP binding; ATP hydrolysis activity; long-chain fatty acid transmembrane transporter activity. The coding region runs from base 1 to 2154 and encodes 717 amino acids.